CUGGUUGCGAAUCAAUCAAUAAUGUCCAGUCAAUGGGCUGCUGGUAGCGCAUGACAUGGAAAGACAUACUUAUGGUGCAAUAGUUGAUUGCGGACUGGGGUAAGAGUUUGCCCGGAAAUCGGAUCAAUCAACUUUAUUGCAAUACUUGCUAGUUUUUGGACUUUACUUCCCAAACCGCUCGAUUCCUUUCUGAGAUCAUGACAUCCAAGAAUCCUCAUUCUGUUGCAGAGCAAGGCUUCAGCACUGGUGCAGACGACUACGCCAAAGCGCGCCCGAGUUAUCCGGCCGCAGCGCUACAAUGCCUUCAGUCCGAGCUCAAGCUUAUUCCCGCUGAGACCAAGAUACUUGACUUAGCAGCUGGGACAGGAAAGUUCACUGAGCUUCUCGUCAAGGAUGGCUAUCAAGUUACAGCGGUCGAGCCGGUCGCAGAAAUGCGAGCAAAAAUCACUGAAACAUUGCCUACUGUGAAAGCAGUUGAAGGAACAUCAUGGAAUAUCCCCGUAGAAAGUGACUCUCAACACGUCGUAGUUAUUGCGCAAGCAUUUCACUGGUUCGACGAUAUCGAAACCUUGCGUGAGUGUCGACGGGUUCUCAAAUCCAAUGGCUACAUUGUGUUUAUAUGGAAUAUGGAGAGCCAAGAGCGUUGCCAAUGGAUUGCAAAGUUGAGACAAAUUUAUGAACAGCAUGAUGUAAAGGCUCCGCAAUACCGCAAAGGAGCAUGGAAGAAAGUGUUCAAUACCGAAGAGGCCGGUGAAUUAUUUCACCUGCCAUUGAACCAUCGCCAAUUCACAAAUGACUUCUUAAUAGCCAACAAGGAAGUUGUAUGGCAACGUGUCAAGAGCAAAAGUUAUGUUGCUGUGAUGCCACCUCAAGAGCAAGAGACAUUGCAACAGCAAGUAUACGCUAUCCUCGAUGAUCCAGAGAACGGCUUCAUCCCAAAUUCUGAUGGCGAGUACCUUUUCCUUCACGAGACGGAUAUUUACUGGGCUCAAAGCCAAUAAGAUAUAUAUAUAUAUAUCGAUCGUGGUUAUUGAUCAAGUAACCAGCACUUUUGAGAGGGCGAAUGAAGAAUAAUAAAAGUGACAAUUUUUAAUGAGUGAUGACG
Umbelopsis ramanniana AG is the source of this 1105-nucleotide messenger RNA. RefSeq lists its product as uncharacterized. NCBI's taxonomy places the organism in Eukaryota, Fungi, Mucoromycota, Umbelopsidomycetes, Umbelopsidales, Umbelopsidaceae. Gene Ontology annotation, molecular function: S-adenosylmethionine-dependent methyltransferase activity. The record is from RefSeq and is a predicted model, not a curated record. The transcript is spliced from 3 exons. Bases 198 to 1001 code for a protein of 267 amino acids.